This is a messenger RNA of Symbiodinium pilosum, 756 nucleotides long. Lineage: Eukaryota; Dinophyceae; Suessiales; Symbiodiniaceae. The record is from the annotation of a GenBank genome assembly.
AUGUCAUGCAAAAGCACGCAGCUCCCCCCAGACAUACGCCUGGGCUUCGUGAAAAAGGUCUAUGGCAUUCUCGGCGUGAUGCUGUUAAUCACAUUUGGCCUUGCCCAGUUCUUUGUGUUCCAGAAAGAAGCCACACUAGCCUUCCUCAGGGCGAACAUGUGGAUCGUGGUCACGGUCGGGAUCAUCGUUGUGGCGCAGCUCUUCUUCGACAUCGCAAUGUCAUGCCAGCUGUGCUGCGGCGGCUCUAGCUUGAUUAGAGGCUACUUGAAGAUGAUGGUGACCCCUCCGUGGAACUACUUGUACCUGAUGGUCUUCUCAGUCUGCUUUGGUGUUCUUGUUGGCUAUGUUUGCGCAAGUUACACUGCCGAGUCUGUGUUGCUUGUAUUCGCGCUAACGGUUGUCAUGAUCGUGUGUUUGACCGUCUAUGCAGUGCGUACGUCAGCCGAUUUCACUGGCUGGGGUCCACACAUGUUGGUCAUUUGCGUGGGGCUGCUGCUCCUCCUCUUGAUGUAUUUCUUGCUACCUGACAGAACUCUGUUUAGCCGACUUGCCGGCGCUGUGUGUGCAAUCAUCUUUGGCAUGCUCAUUGUGCACGACACGCAGCUCAUCUUCGGGUCUGCUGCGCUCGGGUUCGGUGGCUCUGCGAAGCAGUACGAGUACACCAUUGACAUGUAUGCAUUUGCAGCUUGGAAUCUCUACCUGGAUUUCAUCACAUUCUUUCUGUACAUGCUUCAAUUUCUGGGAAACAGGGAGUGA